AAUAAUCGUUUGUCAUCAGCUGAUCGCUUGCAAGUGAUUCAAAUUUUUACGCAAGAUGACGCAUAUUUUUGUAAACAGUUUUUAGAAUCUAAUUAGUAAUGGAAACCGUACCUGUUGUGUUGCUUUGAUGACAUGUUGAUCUUAGUGGGGAAUCUUAACAGUCUACGAAGCGUAUAUAUGUUAUUGACAGUUGUACUCCUGUACAUAGAACAAAUGUGAGAUGUGCGAUAUACAGAAAUUGGUGAAUUUAUUGCGCGAGAAUGUUGAUGCUAUCAGCAGUGGACAUAGUUUAUUGGUUCUCACAGUUCCAGUGCUACAAAAAUUGAAUGAGUCGUUUGUUCUUAUAAACGAACAGGCACCAAAUUCCAAGGAUGCUGCGGUCCAGGUGCCGGCAGACGCCAUCGUGGAGCAGCGGCUGCUGGACGACCUCGCCUUCCUGCUGCGGCUCGUGCGGAGGACUCCGGGCCUGCGUCUCGUCAGCAGCGGCGCCUGCCAUCCGGGGGAGGAGCCGCGGUCGGCGGCCGUCAGCGUCGAGCACUUCCACUCUCUGCGACACCUCGUCUUGCACAAGGUGCGGCUGUGCGACGUGCGCGGCCUGUCGACGCUGGCGCCCCGGCUGACUUCCCUGUGCUGCGACAGCGACCCGCAGCAACUGCUCGCCGGCGCGGGGAGCUGGCCGCAGCUGCGGACGGCGACGUUCUGCCGCGCCGGCGUGUCCGCCGUCCCCGCGCAGCUGGCUGCGGCCGCUCUGGUGCUCGCCGUCCUCGACCUCGGCCACAACCGACUGUCCGAUACUGCGGGUGCAGAUUUCUCCGCCUUCCGGUCGCUGAGCCGCCUCGGCCUGGCGUACAAUGCGUUCGAAGCCGUCCCGUCCGAGCUGCCGCCUAGUCUCACCGCCCUCGGCCUGGCCUGCAACUAUGUCGAUACUAUUGAUGGUGUGUCGCGGCUGGAGUCCCUGGUGGAGCUGGACCUGUCGGGCAACUGCCUAGCGGCGCACAGCUGCCUGGCACCGCUGUCUUGGCUGCCCGCACUGCGCCGGCUCGACCUGCGCGGCAACCCGCUGGCCUUCCACCCACGCCACCGCGUCCUCGCUGCCGCCGAGCUGCACUCCGCCGCCCUCACCUGCGAGUUCGUGCUGGAUGGGCAGCACCUGUCGCAGUCGGAGCGUGCGGUGGGUCUGUCGGGGAAGCGAGAGGGUCGAAGUGGCGGCCGGACGAGUUCGGCGAGUGCCGAGCGGGAGCCACCGCCUCCCGUGCCGGCAGGGAGGCUGCCGCCGCCGCCUGAGGACUCCCUGUCCACCGCCAGCUCUACCGCCUCGGACAAGACCCUCGUCGCCGACGGCACGACGCCAGGAAGGAGACAGUCGACGGCAGGCGGCGACGGCAGCAGGACUGCACCCAUGAGGAAGUCGCGUCACGUGCGGAAGGCCGUCAUAUCGGACCUGGAGGCUGCGGACCCCACAGAUGACGGUUCCCUGACAGGCAGCGUCACGUCCAUCCGCAGCUCACCACCCGAUUCGAACGCGGAGCACCUGGAGACGAAGCGCAGGGUGGAGAGCCUGCGGCAGAUGUUCGGCCACGACAACUGGCUGCACAGCCAGGGUGGGACGUUCCUGCAGGACGUGCUCGGCCUGCCGCCCACCGCCACCACUGCGUCCGCCCUGCUCGGUGGGACCGCACCCGAACCCGAACCCGAACCCGCGGCCGCCCCGGCCGGCCCUGCGGUUGUCGACUCUGCUGUUGCAGAGGUAGACAGUGUGGAAGUGGUUAAGGAAGGAAACAGCAACACAUUUGAUGACUCGUGUGAACACACUCUCUCAUCGGAAGAAGAGAACGGACAGCGAGAAGAGGAAGAAAUAAUUCCACCGGCAGAUGACGAGGAGGAAGCAGACGAGAGUGAGCAGCAGCUGUACUCAGUGCGCCGGCUGCUCUCGGCAGUGGGGAAGCAGCAGCAGAUGCAGCAGCAGGAACUCUUCCUGGCCGUCACAGACAGGCAGCUGAAGGAGCGUGACACGGCAACCGGUCGGCUGCUCUGCCGCUGGCAGUUGGAGGCCCUGCAGAGCUGCGAGCUGCUGUCUGUGGAGCCGGCCCGCAUCCGCGUCACGUUCGACACCAUCAAGCCGGAUCGCCGCGAGAGGACUUACUUCGUGGAAGACGCCAAAGAUGCUCAGCACCUGCUGCAAACACUGAGGGCCAUCCUGGACGAGAGGCCGCUGCAGGCGAACAACCUGAGCGUCUUCCGCUGCAUGAAGUGCUCAUCGCAGUUCUCUGAGGAAGUAGAGUCUCCCCUGGUUCCCGAUCCCCGGCUGGACGGGACCCUCCGGUGCCCAAACUGCGGCAGCGCGGUCGUGGUGCAGGCCGAGGAGGACCCGCAGCCCGACCCGCAGCCACUGCCGCGGCCGACCGGAGCUGCACCACCGUCCCGCAGGCGGGCCGACACCCGCGCUGCCGUCUCCGCCGCCGCACCGGCCCCAGAGGACCCUCCCCUGGCCUACUCUCCCUCGCAGUCCAGCAUAGUACCGAGCGCUGACCACUCGACCCUCGCAGGUUCGGCGGCCUCACUGGACGCGCUGGGGGAGCCGUCUGCGAGUGCAGCGCCUUCGGGCAGCGGCAGCGGGGGUCCGCGGCGCUGUGAGAGCGACAUCGAGAUCAUCAGCAACCCCAGCCAGAGCAGCAUUGAAGUCCUGGACGGCAGCGGAGCCAGGACACCCGGCAGGAAGCGGUCCUCGGAGGAGCGGCAGGUGGCACCCCACGGGUUCCCGGUGGUGGCGGGCCCACAGGUCGCGGCGCCUCCGCUGCUGCCGACCCUCCCGCCACCGAUGACGGAGAGCAGCAGCUCGGAUUCGCUGACUGACAGUGUGUGCACGGCUUACGAGGGCCGCGCCCCCGCCUCUGCACCCGCCCCCGCUGCCGCUGCCGCUGCCGCUGCCGCCCUCACUGCGUCUCUACAGGCUACUGGGCCCGGACCUCAGGUGGCAGAGCCCGCGGCCAGCCCUCCAGGUGCGCCGCGGCGAGCGGCGCCACGGCCGGACGCGACACCCCGGCCUGGCGUCCCGCUGUCGGACGUGCCGCAGUAUUCGUACGUGGACUUCGGCUGGGCAGACCACCGCAUCAAACUGCACCUUUACGUCAGCGUCUUCCAGCAUCGGGACGAGGAGCUCACUACACUCGUCAAGGGUCACGUGCUCUGCAAGAACUUGACACAACCGAAACCUGCACUCGUGGUCCUAUCAACGCACAAGGUCUACCUUCUCUACAUUACGAGACAGGAGAGUGACGAGCCGCGGCGGUGGCUGGUGCCAGCAGACGCGUGGCCGCUGCGGCAGCUGCGGGAGGUGCGGGUGCUGCCCUGGGGGCAGGGCGUGUCGCUGCUGCUCUCCCCCACUGGCUCGACACCGGCUGCGGCGGCGCUGCUUCUACUGCUGUACGACGCGGACCACACCUCGGCCCUCUUCGCCCACUUGGCAGGGCUCAGUCUCGGGGACGGGUGCCGUGUGGAGGGGGAGCCGCUGGAGCAGCACACGGAUGCGGUGAGGCGCCUCGCAGCGACUCCGGACCGUCCGGACGAUAACGUCCGUGUGGCGGCAUUCUUCGUGGCAGCCAGUGUCGUCACCGACUCCGGGACCGUCAGCCUGGGCUCGGGGAUGCUGGCGAUCGGCGAGUCGGCGCUAUCACUGUCGACCGACUCGCUGCUCUGGCUGCUGCCAUCCUCCGGGAAGCUGCCCGAGCUCUGGGCGGCACAGAGCAUCAGCAACCUAGUGGAAGUGGAAGUGGACGGGGAGACAGUUACACCGGUCUUCCUGGACGAGUCGUCCGGCACUGCACGAGAGACCCGCUGGGUGCUCCGGAUGGGCAGUGCGGCCGUCGUGUCGGCCCUCCUGGACGCGUUGCGGCCGCCGUGGGAGCAACUGUUCUCACUGCCCCUCCAGGUCUCUCUGUCUGGGCAGUCCAGAUAACACAGCUGACAAUGUCCACAGGACUGCUCACGUAUCUGUGUGUGUAUGAGUGUAAGCAUUGAGCAAUACUCUCUAAUCUUCCAUGUGCUGCCUGCCAGUCUCUCUCAGAUCUUCCAUGUAUCAUUUUGUUAAAUGUGUAGUACGUGCAGAGGAUGUGUGUGUGUGUGUGUGUGUGUGUGUGUGUUUGAGAGGGAGUUUUUUUAAGACAAAGUAGUGAGAUAACCACAAAACAGGUGCAGCUUUUGUUUGGAAGUUCUGUGUUAACAGGUCCAAGUCCAAUGUUGUUAUAUCUUCUAUACCCUUAAUAUAUAUCAUUACGGCUGGAAUGUGUCAUUCUGCAUCAAGUGUGCAAGCGGAAAGGGGACUUGUGCGCUCCAGGGACAUCGGUGCGCUACCUGUGCCACGGAUGAAAGGAACAAAAGAGUAGAAUAAAAUUACUCAAAAGGCUGCUGGCUGAAAACCUCUUCUCAUUUAGUGGGCAGCUAUUCUGCUACCUUUGGUUGUCAUAUUUUAAUUGCAUCUUGUUUCACAGAGAGCCUUUCUCAUUAGUACAUACUCCCCUGUCCUGGUUUCCCUCUUAUUGUAUUAGGAGGAUUUAAGAUUUUUUUUUCUUCCCCCCCCUCCCCCCCCCCCCCUCUCUCUCUCUCUCUCUCUCUCUCUCUCUCUCUCUCUCUCUCUCUCUCUCUCUCUCUCUCUCCUGCAACAGGCAGUGAGUACUAAAGGAAGUAAUAACAGUAUGGCUGUCCCACUGCGUUGCACCUAUCCAGAUGACUUAACCCUUGUCCACGUCGUGUCUGAGUAUAAACGUCGUUUUCCUAAACUUUCCUUUUCACCAAGUAAACCCAUAAACUUAAACAUUUUAGGUAGUGCUGCACUGCAGUUGCUUACAUCAUGUCAUUAAAUGUUUUCACAGAUGUAACGAGGCUCAGCAUCCUGUAACGUUCAGCCAUUUGCGUAACACUUGUGAAAUUUCUUGAAAGAACAAGUUCCUGCUUCCAGUGAUCUAUUUUGCUGCUUCUUUCAUUGCUUAUAGAUGACGUUUUUUUCAUUACAACAAAGUCUUGGUGUCUCUUUGCUCUCAAGUGCUGUUUUUCUGUGCCUUAUUCUCCGUGUCUCUCGGGGUCGACUCCCUUCGCAGUCUUGUUACACCACUCUGAAUGUAUUUGCAUCAUUUUGGGGUGCAGUCUCGUCAUUACCAGGUCGUUCUAUUCUGCAGGUACCUGGGAACUCUCUCCUUUUUUAACAGGUGCCGUCUUGUUUUAGUACGACACACUCCGUCCUAGUGUAGGCAGUCCUGUCAAAGCUUUCCCACUGUUGACGUGAAAGUUUUCUGAAUACGGUACCACGUCACAGUGUAAGAAACUAUACUGGAGAACCUGACAUUUUGCCCACGGUUACAGUGGCCUCCUUCUAGGACUACAGUCGAGAAGACGGCCACUGGCGUCACCAAAACGUCGGCUUCUCCGGUGUAGUUUCUGACACUGUGACGUGGUACCGUAUUGUGUCACAACCAACACUGGCUGCAGAACCCUAUGCAAUUAUAAUUUUGCUAUUUUUGCUGCCUUCAGUGAACUUCUUACAUGCUGUUUUAUACUAUAUCUCCAUACUGUCAUAGCACCCUUACCUGCAGCCCGUAGCUUCUGUUCGUCCGAUUUGUGCACGGCCCAACAAUGUGAACCACGUGUCAGAGAUGGUAUCGUCGAUCAUUUUUACAUAUUUCCCUCGACUCGGAUCGGCAUUUUUGCGUCGAAGACCACUCCUUUUAAUGACCUCCAUUUUGACUACCUGGUGUUUAUACCAUUUUUGAUGUCUCUAUCUGUGGAAGCUGUAGAUGUUAUUACUGACUCGAGGUACCCGAAGUUACCUGUCGCUGUUAUGAGGGCACUGUGUAGAUGUAGCUGCAGUUGAGAGUCGGUAGCAGUCCUCGAGAAGUUGCAGUACAUGUACUCCCCUUUGGCUGUACUCACUCAUAAGUCUUCUAGGUUACAGACCUGUCCACCGAGCAUUAAUAUUUUCUCAAAUUUCUGGUAGAGAUUCUGCUAUUAGAACUACGUGAGCAUACAAAAGUGUCCAUGGAGUCAGUUUCUGAAGAAGUUCUGUAACACAGUUCCUGACCGGAUUGAACAUUUUUAAGCAGGUCCGUAGUGAAUCCUGUCUUCUACCUGGAGUUAUUCACUGACACAUCUAGAGCUUACAACUUUUACCAUUAUUUUCUAUCAUGUGUCCUUGAGAAUAUUGACCCAGUAUUCUGAGAUAAAUGUUUUCUGUAUUUAUUUAAUACAAUUCUACACUACAAAUUCUUCUUCUCAUUCAGGUUUCAUAUUUGUUUAACAGAAUUUUGGCUUCUCGUUCAGUUGCAUCUUUUCUACAGUUACCCGUGGCUCCUGUGGUUUUAAUCGCACUGAAGUCUGCUGUCUGUAGCUGUAACAUUUUUUACACCAGAUAGCACAUAUGUCUACCUACCCUUUGUAUAUACAUACUAAAGCAAAAUGUGCACCACUAAAAUUCAUUAAAGUAAUUUUAAAUAGUUUAUUGUGCUAAUCCCUAUCCUCACACUACUUAAUCCUCUUCUUUCAAGAUGCAGUGAAAUUGUGCGCUAAAACUCAUCUUCUUUUUCCACUUUUAGGUGCAUGAGACUGUCUUGACAGGAUGCAUGGAUAAUAUCCUAUCCAGCACUUCUUUGGUUUCUGUUGCACAAAUUUACCAGUCUGAUAUUCAUUUGUCACCAUCAGUUACAGUUAAAUAGCCUCACCACAAAUGUUUCUUCGCCUUCUUCUUCUCCUUCCUCUCUCUCUCUCUCUCUCUCUCUCUCUCUCUCUCUCUCUCUCUCUCUCAUCACUACAAAUUCCUCUCCUGUGCCAACCUCUUUAUAUCAGAGUACCACUGGCAACCUAUGCCCUCACUUAUUUACUGGAUGUAUUCCAAUCUCUGUCUUCCUCUACAGAUUUUACUCUCUACAGUUCCCUCUAGUACAACGGAAGUUAUUCCCUGAUGUCUUAAAAGACGUCCUGUCAUUCUGUUUCUUCUUCUCAGUAUUUUCCAUAUAUACCUUUCCUCGCCAAUUCUGAGGAGAACCUCCUUAUUUUUACCUUACAUUCCACCUAAUUUUCAACAUUCUUCUGUGACAGCACAUCUCAAAUACUUCUGUUCUCUUCUGUUCCAGUUUUCCCACAGCCCAUGUCUCACUGCCAUACUAUGCUGAGCUCUAAAAGUACAUUCUCAGAAAUAUCUCCCUCAAAUUAAGCCUAUAGUUCAAAAAAUGAGUGCAGCUGGAAGUGUGAGCCAGCUUUACUUGUCUUAACUGCUACUGAUUUUUGUUGUGGAUGGGUCGGACCUUUUCCGCAGCCUCUGUGUGUGGAACGUGAGGAAGGAAGUGACCAGACUCAGCCAAUUCAGAAUUCCACAGCAAAGUUAAAAAAUUAAUGGUGACCCGCAAUGCAACCACUACUGAGUAGAGGAAACAUAAAACUACCCAAUAAUAAUAAUAAUAAUACUCUUUUCUUCACCUCCACAAAGGUCGGGUUCUGGGUUCACUGCAGAAAAAUCUCUUUCUCUAUAACAACUACUGCAUGCACUCUUUUCUUAGAGCAUGACAAGUUUGGAGAUUUAUAAUUUCAUUUCCUGAGUACUAUGUAAGUUUACAAAAGCACAUAUUGAGACACAAUUGGUGACAUAAAUUGUCACUGCAAAUAUUCACACACAUUUACAGUGGCCGAAGGAAUACAGCAAAUGUUCGAUAGCAAAUCGACUACGGAGACACCUCUACUGGAAACGUAGGAUAUCGUCCCACAAUAAAUUUGUGAUGGUGGAUGUUCUGUAAAUUUAUUGACUAUGUAUGUUAUACAGGUGUUGGGUAAACAAAUUUUUGGACAAAACUGUAAAUUCCAUUUCUCGUUGUGCGGGAGCACUCGAAAACAAAAUUACUGAUUGAAUUGGUGUAGCGGUAAGAUGACAGACUCGCACUUGACAGAGUGACAGUUCAAAUCACUGUCAAGUCAUCCAAAGAUAUGUUUCUACAGUUCCCGUGAAUCAUUUAAUGUGUAUACCAGGACAGUAACUCAGAAAAUGAUUCGGCCGACAUACACUCUGUGUCGAAUCCUAAUUUUUUUUCGUUCGAAAAGGAUUUUAUAUGUUUCUAAACUGGAUAUGAUUUAAAAAAAUGUAGCUCCUGUGUGGCGGACAUCUUGCCUGAGAAGAAGGUAUUAAAAUAUGACAAUUUCUUGGGAUUUCUGUUUCUGUACAGGAUUGACAGGACCGUAAGUGGAAAUGUUGCCGAAUCUCUCCCGAGCUGUCAGGUGCGCACUGCAUUGGAGCCCACAAUCCGGAACCUCUAAUUAGUCCAGGAAUGAAAUGAAUCUCACUACGACUGUCACUGUGCAGCUAGUUCUCCCGUAUGCUCGGAGUGCCAUUUUGUGAUAGUCUUAUAAACAUAUCAAUGUGGAGUGCAAUUUUGUUAGUAUCUUUAAUACACUUUGUUCUUCCAAAGACUAUAACAAUAUAUUUUUUGCCGUCUUAAUAAUACAAAUGUGGUACAGUUUUUGAGAAUCAAAACUAUAAUAUAAGAUUUCUUUUUCCAUUUUUUUUAAAGUUUAUUGUUAUUUCAAGUUUUAUAUAUAUUUAUGUAUAUGCUGUUACAUUGAAGCCACAUUAUGUUGUUGUUAAGCAUGAAGGAUAUUAUUAAACUGAACUGACAUAAAAUGUGUC
This is a messenger RNA of Schistocerca gregaria, 8659 nucleotides long. RefSeq names its product serine/threonine-protein kinase 11-interacting protein. Gene Ontology annotation, cellular component: cytoplasm. The transcript is spliced from 21 exons. Bases 221 to 3955 code for a protein of 1244 amino acids. Lineage: Eukaryota; Metazoa; Arthropoda; Insecta; Orthoptera; Acrididae. The record is from RefSeq and is a predicted model, not a curated record.